This is a messenger RNA of Budorcas taxicolor (takin), 2615 nucleotides long. RefSeq names its product ankyrin repeat and zinc finger peptidyl tRNA hydrolase 1 (gene ANKZF1). NCBI's taxonomy places the organism in Eukaryota, Metazoa, Chordata, Mammalia, Artiodactyla, Bovidae. The record is from RefSeq and is a predicted model, not a curated record. The coding region runs from base 215 to 2404 and encodes 729 amino acids. Gene Ontology annotation, molecular function: protein binding. The transcript has 14 exons.
UGCUGGAACUCACCGCACGGGUAACGAGGAGAGGUUGGUUAAGGGACCGGUGAUUUUGACACUGCUGGAGUCGAUUUGGUUGCUGAAUUCGCGCCCAUUUCACUCUUGUGUGGUCCGAGACUGGGAAUUUCAGAAAGCGGGCUGGGAUCACGUAUUAACCUUGGGCCCACCCCUGGUACCCGGCAGCUGCUUCUAAGUAAAUUUCUGCUCAGCCAUGUCGCCGGCUCCAGCUGCAGCCCAGGCUCCUGUGUCGGUCUCCCUGUUUGACCUCAGCACGAAUGCUCCGGUUCUUCAGGGCCUGCGCCUGGUGAGCCACUUUCCCGAGGAGGCCUUGGCCCAGUCUCUGCAGACUUCCUGUCCAGGUUCAGAGGAGCGAAUAAGCCCAGAAGGAAGACCAUUCCAGGGUCCUCUGGAUACUUCAGAGAAGUUGUUUUGUUCAACCUGUGACCAGGUCUUCCAGAACCACCAGGAACAGAGGGAACAUUACAAGCUUGACUGGCAUCGGUUUAACCUAAAGCAGCGUCUCAAGGACAAGCCUCUCCUCUCUGCCCUGGACUUUGAAAAGCAGAGUUCCACAGGUGAUCUUUCCAGCAUCUCAGGAUCAGAAGACUCAGACUCAGACAGUGAGAAGGACCUGCAGAUACUGGAUGAGGAGAGGGCUGACUUUGAGAAGCCUACGCGACCCCGAGGCUUCCACCCGCAUCGGGUUCUUUUCCAAAAUGCCCAGGGCCAGUUUCUUUAUGCCUAUCGCUGUGUCCUAGGCCCUCGCCAGGUGCCCCUUGAAGAACCAGAACUGCUGCUUCAGAACCUGCAGAGUGGAGGUCCCAGGGACUGUGUGGUGCUCAUGGCUGCUGCUGGGCACUUUGCUGGUGCCAUUUUCCAAGGACGAGAAGUGUUGACACACAAAACCUUUCACCGCUACACAGUGCGGGCCAAGCGGGGCACAGCCCAGGGGCUUCAGGAUGCCCGGGGCGCAGCUGCUCACUCUGCUGGGGCCAGUCUGAGGCGCUACAAUGAAGCCGCACUCUAUAAGGAAGUUCGUGACCUGCUGGCAGGGCCAGACUGGGCUAAGGCACUGGAGGAGGCUGGGACAAUACUGCUGCAUGCCCCCCGCUCUGGCCGGUCCUUGUUCUUCGGGGGCCGUGAGGCUCCGCUGCGCCGGGGAGAUCCCCGACUUUGGGAUAUCCCCCUCGCUACCCGAAGACCCACCUUUCAGGAGCUACAGCGUGUACUUCAUAAGCUGACCACGUUAUACAUCCAUGGAGAAGACCCCCGGGAGACAAGCAGGUUGGAUUUACCUCAGACACACAGGAAGAGAGUGAGAGAAAGGAAGGUUAUCGAGGACGAAAGAAAGGUCCCCAGUGAUGAAAAUGAGGCACUUGGGCAGAACAAGGAAGCUCCCAAACAGGGUUUGCACACCAUCUGGCAAUUGUCAGGAUCAGAGUCAGAGGGAGAGGCUGGCUCCCAGGUAGAGUUGGAACUAGUAGAGGUGACACUGGGAACGCUGGAUCUUCGUGAGUUUGAGGUAUUUCCCAAGCAAAGGAGGAGAAAAAGGAAUAAGAGGGAGAGAAAGCAAGACCUGGAGUCUGGGGCACAAAUGACUCUUUCCCAGCAACCAAAGGAAGAUGAGGCCCUUUCAGGGUCAGCCCCCUUGCGGCCUCCCUGGGAUGAGGCCACGUCCCCCUGUCAGUCGGAGCUCUGGGAUGUGCUUCUAGCUGCUUGCCGAGCUGGAGAUGUGGGGAUGCUAAAGGACCGACUCACUGCCAGCCCCCUAGACCCUGGAGUUCUGCCUCUGCUCAGCGCCCCCUUGGGCUCUGGUGGCUUCACUCUUCUGCACGCAGCGGCUGCAGCUGGGAGAGGCUCAGUGGUUCGCCUGCUGCUGGAGGCAGGUGCGGACCCCACUGUGCAGGAUUCCCGAGCUCGGCCACCGUAUACAGUUGCAGCUGACAGAUUGACACGCAAUGAGUUCCGGAGGUUCAUGGAGAAGAAUCCAGAUGCUUGUGAUUACAGCAAAGCUCAGGUGCCGGGGCCGCUAACAGCAGAAAUGGAGGCACGGCAGGCCACUCGGAGAAGGGAGCAGAAGGCAGCCCGGCGGCACCGGGAGGAACAGCAGCGGAAGCGGCAGGAGCAGGAGAAGCAGGAGCAAGAAGAGCAGCAGCGAUUUGCUGCCCUCAGCGACCGUGAGAAGAGAGCUCUGGCUGCAGAGCGCAGACUAGCUGCCCAGUUGGGAGCCCCCAACCCUCAGACCCCCGACCCUGCCGUCACCGUCAGCAAUAUUCCACGCUGCUGGAGUUGUGGGAUGUCUCUCCAAGGCCUUGUUCCUUUUCACUACCUUGACUUCUCUUUCUGCUCCACACGCUGCCUCCGGGAUCAUCGCAGUCAGGCUGGGAAGCCCUCUUCCUGAUCCCUUACAGCUCCACCUGGGGCCAGUGCUAGGCCCUGAGAGGGCACACUCCCCCUGGCCCUAGGCUGCUUCUUCCCCCACGGAACCAGUGUUUGGAAGAUUAGGGUGAAGGACAUUCAGGAACCAGGGCAAAGACAGGGCCACAGAGGUUUGUGGAGCUGGUACUGUCUCUGGAACUUUAAUCACAAUAAAGUUUGGCAAGGAAACCGCA